ACUCGCCGGUCGCCCAGGCUUCGCAGCUAUGGCGCCUCGGGGCCGCGCCCAGCCCCCGGUUUGCCGGCGGAGCCUUAGCUCUUUCCUCCGCUCACUCCGACCGUGAGGAGCCGCGCGGCUCCGAGGGAGCGGGGAACGCGGCCGGCGACGGGGACCAUGAAGAGCGGCCCGGUCCGCGGGGCGGACGGCGGGCGGCGGCGCGGCACCUGCUGAGAGCAGAGGGAGCGGCCCGGCGCCGAGGUGCGGCGGAGGCUGCUCGGCGCCUCGGCCAUGUCGCUGCUCUGCGUGCGGGUAAAAAGAGCCAAAUUCCAGGGUUCACCAGGUAAGUUUAACACAUACGUGACCCUGAAAGUCCAGAAUGUGAAGAGCACAACUGUAGCAGUCCGUGGUGACCAGCCCUCCUGGGAACAAGAUUUCAUGUUUGAGAUCAGUCGUCUGGACCUUGGCCUAAGUGUGGAGGUAUGGAACAAAGGACUGAUAUGGGACACAAUGGUGGGGACCGUUUGGAUUGCACUGAAGACUAUUCGUCAGUCGGAUGAGGAAGGGCCGGGGGAGUGGUCUACACUGGAGGCUGAGACAUUAAUGAAAGAUGAUGAGAUCUGUGGAACCAAAAACCCAACUCCUCAUAAGAUUUUGCUUGAUACACGAUUUGAGUUGCCGUUUGACAUCCCAGAGGAGGAAGCCAGAUAUUGGACCUACAAAAUGGAACAAAUCAAUGCCUUAACAGAUGAUAAUGAGUAUUCUAGUCAAGAAGAAAACCAGAGGAAGCCAUUGCCCACUGCUGCCGCCCAGUGUUCCUUUGAAGACCCUGACAGUGCUGUCGAUGACCGGGACAGUGACUAUCGCAGUGAGACCAGCAAUAGCAUCCCUCCUCCUUACCACACCACUACCCAGCCCAAUGCUUCUGUGCACCAGUUCCCUGUACCAGUGCGAUUGCCACAGCAGGUGGUUCUUCAAGGCAGUUCCCGGGACUCUUGCAAUGAUUCUAUGCAGAGUUAUGACCUUGACUAUCCAGAGCGGCGGGCCCUCAGAUAUCCUCAGAAAUAUAACACUGUAGAUAGGAGGAGGAAAAAACCCAUAUAUAGCCAUUCUGAGGAUAAUGAAGGAUGGCAUUAUAAUACUAAGAUUAAUUCUAAAUGUGCAUAUCCUGAUACUGAGAAUUCUGGCCAUUGUCACAUUGAAAAGAAGAAGCUAAACCAUCAAGUUUUGUGCCCUUACAAAAAUGGAUUUGUGAAGAGUGGCACCUGGAACAAGAACUUGGAAAGCUGUGACUAUGGUUUGCCCUGUUGCUUAAGGAGCCAUGGAAACGCAUCUGGCUCUAGCUCUAAUCUUACUCCAUUAGAUGUUCUUGAUGAUUCUACCAGCAGUACUUCUGAAGAACUUUUAAGCUCUCCCAUUUCUGAUGAGCAGGAAACUAUGUCACCAACAUGGCAUUUAUCCAAUGUCCAUAAUAUAGGAGACUUUUCUGAAGACUAUUGUGUGGCAGAUUCAGCAUUGCCAUUACAAAGGCUGAACUGUGAUACAAAAACAGUUGGAGAUUUGUCCCGAUGCUCCAUGGAAGAUAUGACCCCUUCCUCUGUCGAGGGACCCAAAGAGAACUAUGUUGACACAAUGGAUGAGCUUCAAUGUUUGGUAGAAACAGUGUCAGAGUAUUUAGCAGAGAAGGAAGAAGAGAUUAAUAGAUUUGGUUCCUUUUCAAAAACUAAAAAACUAUAUGAACACAAUACUGCUGUUGAUAAUGCAGAACAGAAACCACCUGAAGAUCAAACAGCACCUUUAACUAUUACUCAGAAUGGCAAGGCCAAGGCCAUAUCUUUCCCUGAACUGAAUGGAGUAAAAUGUGCUGUUGAUUCUUUAUUCAGUUCACUAACAGAAAAGGUGGGUUCAGGCACAAAGCAUCUUACAACCUCUGUGGAAAAACUGGUUCAUUUGGUUCCAGAGAAAACAGAAACUCUUAAUCAAACAGAGACAGUUAAUUUGGGAGCUAGCCCCAGUGCCAACUCAGUAUUAGAGAAGGAUCUUUCCUUACAGUCUUUCUUAUCCUCUCAAACAACUUCUGUUAAGAAUGCUGACAGACAUGGCCGAACCUCUGAGAGAGAGCACCUGGGUAAUAAGACUAAAGUUGAGAGCUUUCAGGACAGUGCAGAAACUAUUAGAAAGGACUCAGCUCCACAAAGUCAGAGUUCAAUUGUGAAGUCUGUUUUCAGCAUGCUGAAUCCAUCAAAGUUAUUUUCUGAGAAAGAGGAAGACCAUUGCAAAUUACCGAGUAGAGAAAGCCUUGUUGGGUGUGGUUCAGAGUCAAGUCAAAGCGAGGACAGAUUUGACAAGCAGAAUAGUAGUCUUGUUGUAAAUAGAAAUCAAAGAGAAACUACAGAUCUCCAAAUGGAAGCAAGGGAAGAUUUGCUGUGCUCACAAGUGGCCGAUGAACCUUCAAACUUAGCUAGUAGUACAGGUAAGAAAGGUGAUAUCGGGAAUUUGUUGGAAGAAAAACCUUGUGUGGAGCUUUCUCUGCCACACUACCAAGCCAGACUAAGUGCUGAAGAUACUAUGGGGCAUCCUGGUGUUGCUGGCACUACCCUUGCAAAUCAAGAGUCUUCUGCAGACACAUUAGAGGAUGAUUUCCUUGAGCCACUCAGAAAAUCAUUUAGUCAGUUCCUGUUUACUUCUCCUGAGAUCUGUCAGAAGGAAACUUUGUCAGAAUCUGUAAAAAGUCUUAAGCUGGAGGAAGGUGGACCAGAAAGGGACACUAAGAAAGAUGAACAUUCAUUUUCCUUUAGUGGAAAACUACAUAUUCCAUUUUUCAGUGUUCUUGGCCAUUCUGAAAAGCAUCAGGGUAUAAAAGAGAAAGGAAGAUUUUUUCCUUUGUUUAAAUCUUCUCCCAUGGACAGUCAUAACACUGUUAAUAACCAGAGUUUUCAUGGCUCAGUAACAACCACUGAUAAAGAGAUCCAACAAAAUUGCCACAUGGAUACCAGACUCUGUUCAGUAAAAUCUGGUUCAUUUCCAGAUAUUCAUAAUGAUCUAGUGAAACUGGGAAGUACUGAGGAAUUCACUAAGAAUGACCAAAUAAAUUGUCCUGAAGAUGUCAAACUUAAUUCAUUAAAAUCUAGUUCAAUCUCAAAAAUUCAUAAUGAUCUAGAGAAAUUUAACAGCAUAGAGGAAUUUAAGAAAGGCGACCAGACACAUUGUUCUGAAGAUGAAAAACAUAAUAGAGUGAAGUCUGACUCAACUUCAAAUAGUAGUAGUGAUUUUGGGAAAUUUAGGAGUUUAGAGGAAUUGAACUCAAGCAGCCAUUUUGAAAAAGCCGACCAUGAAAUUGUGCCCAAAGAACAUGUGACUUUAGGGCUCUCUGGAGAACCUGAGAUUCCUACACAAGUGGCAUUUCCCUUGAUGGCAGACUCUUCAUUGGAGCUUGUCUCUGCCGUUUCAGAAUCCACAUUGGUCAAUGACAUUAAUGAAGACAAACCUGAAGAUAAAACUUCUAGGAAAGGAAUGCAAAAAGGUUUCCUUUCUGGCCUUUUAAGUAGGUUUGCUUUUCUAGAAAACAUGCCUACACAACAGGAAUUAAACUUGAAAAAUGACAGUUCCCACCAUAAAAACAAUACCUCAAGCUCAUUACUCUCUGGAAUAUUUAACUUGAAAUCAAACAGCAGUGUGAAUGAUUAUAAUCCAAAUGAAGCAAAGCUCAUGUCUUUUGAUGACUCAAAAAAUUUGGAUGGUAGUAAGCAUUUAUCCACAGAUAAUGCUGUUGAUUCAUGUGUGAUUUCCAAGAACCAGAGGAGCAAGGUUGAAAACAAUGAAACUUAUACCUUUAUAAAAAGCUCUUUGUCAUUAUCAGAAGAAACCAUUCCAUCAUCUGAUAGUUGGGCUGAUAAUCAUCUUUGCCCUCCUACAUGGAGAAACCAGGAGAGUGAAAAACAUUGCUCUUCUUCUGAAAACAUAUUCCAUUGUACUGACCAGGGUCUCUUAGAGAAAUCUGUGGCUAAGAGGCCAACACCAAACCAUAAUCUUGAAAUAAAACUACAUGAAAGAGCAAACAAGUUAAGUUCAUCAAUACUAAAUACUAACAUUUUAAAUAAGUCAAACCAUUAUAGGGGUUUUGAUGAGGACUGUUUUGAAUGGGAUUCUGAUAUAAAAGAUUUCUCUAAAAACUCCAGAAGACUUCAGCCAGUUUAUCAUUUGUUGAAUCAAAAUACAUUUCCAUCUGCAGAUGCUUUCUUGUGGCCUGACUCAGAAAAUCCAGUAAUAAAUUUGUGCCAAAAAGAUCAUAAUGCAAGUUUAUUUGAGUGGGGCACAAAUCCAAACAGUGUCAUUUCAUGUGACUUACCAUAUGAAUCAUCUGACCAGUUAGCAUUUAAUGAAGGUUACUUGUUAAGAGGUGAUAUGUGGGCAGCCAACUCAUUAUGUGGAAACGCUGGUUAUCUUCCAGUUAAUGAGACCAGGAAUUCACUAGAAGAAUUGCCCAUCGAUUUAAGUUACUCUUCAGACUAUGAUGAAGUUAUGCGCUCUCUGCUGGAACAAGAAUCAGUAAGAAUGGAUGAAAACUUGAUCUUUUCAAGUUUUGGUUAUGAGUAUCAAGAGUGGUUAUCCUAUCUUGAAAGUGGAGUUUGGUGGCCCUCAGAGGAUGGGAAUUAUGGCUAUUAUGUGUUUCAUGACGGUCAGUAUAUAUACUCUUUUCUUACUGAUUCUACUGGGCAGUAUGUAUAUUUAUUUAUACCUGAUUGUUAUUAUGAUUAUUUGAACUAUAAUUUACAAACAGAUGCCCUCCCAAGUAUUAUGUUAGAUGACAGCAUUAUUUCUGCCCAUAGUCUUAAAGUUCUUAACAAGGAAGAUAAUUUGAUAUGGUAUGUUGAAGAGGAACCAAUUGAAGACCCUCUUGAUUUAUCUGUAACUUUGCCAAGAACUGAGAGGUCAUUGUAUGUAAAUCUGGAAACCUUUUCUCAAGUACUUGAGUCAAGUUUUGACCAAAAGGAUACACCGUUAGAUUUUUCAGGCUAUAAUUCUCAAAAAUUUAAAAGAGAUUUUAGAUCUUUCAUAGGGAGACCCUAUCGUUCAGAAGACCUUGAGUGUGUAUUGGAUCUCAGAAACAAGCCAGGAACUAUGAGCAAUCAUGUCUUAAAUAGAGGCCCAAUUAUCGAGAGAGACAUGAACUGGCCCUUAGCUAAAAAGUCGUCAGCUCACCUUUCCAGGCUCCAUUUGCUUCAGUCAUCUUCUGAAGAUGCUUCCUCUUUAUUUCAUCCUGAAAGUACGACUGAAAGUACACAAAAGGAAGAAACAUCUUUAGCGAACAAAUUAACACCUGUAUUUUCUGUUUUGGGUGCCUUGGUUAGAAGUAGUUUGAAUUUUGACAAGAGUGAAUCUGUAGACAAUUUGGUCAUACAGAAAACAGAUCAGCAAUCAGAGUUAUCUGAGCCCAUAUAUGAUGGUCUUCAGCCAUUAAUCUUAAGCAAGCAAUUGUCAUAUAACUCUGCAAAGGAGGACAGAAGUCACCUUGAGGAUUUGGAGAGGCACACGGCAUCCAGUGUUCAGCGACCGGCGUUUACUGACAAUAUAAGGCAAGAACUCCCUUCACAUAAAAAUGGUCAGAUGGAGAAAGAAAGUUUAUUAAAAUCUGGUUUUCAAGUAAGUCAAAAAACUCCUAAAGUUAAAACAGAUGUAGACAAUGUUAAAAUUAUGACAGCAAUGUCCAUUUCAGAUCCUCUUGCAACACAGCUUAGUAAGGAUGAGCAUAAGAAUUCUGAGCUUCUGCAGGACCAGCCUUCCAAGGAGUCUGAGAGAACUUUGCUUAAAAGUGCUCUGAAACUCUUCCGUUGGGAAGAAGAGUCUUCAGUAAGUACAGUGACAAAUGAGAAACAGGCAUCUGGAAUUUUGAACCUCUUUAAAACCCAGGUAUAUAAGGAAGAAUUGUCAGACCUGGAAAAGAAUGGUGAUAAAGGUGGAAAGGUUUCAUCUCAGGAAAAGAAAGAAUCUUCUGGUGUUUCAAUUUUUUUUGGUACCCUUGGGGAUUUCUUUAAAACCAGUGUGUCUCCCAUACAGACAACUGAAAUUAGGUCUGUUUCUUCAGUAAUCGAUGAGGGUGCAGGCAGUUCAAGUCCAAUCCCUGUACACCUAGUUCAUCAGGAUACAGGAAAAAUUUCUUCUCUACCAGUUUUCUCAGAAAAGAAGGUUAGAAUUAGAAGCCUGACCAAACAGACCACUAUUGAUGACAGUGGGCUAAGAGAACCAUCAACCAGGGAGAUGCAGAGUAAUGAUUUGAACAAAAACGAGGUACCUGUGAGAGACCAACAGGUGCAGCCAUCAGCAAGUCCACCUAUUUCAACAGGUAGUCCCAGAGAGUCUCCCAGAGGCUCUUCAAAAGGAACUGGUGCUAUAGCGACAGAAACGGAGGUUCCAAGGAAUAAUAAGUCUUUUGAUGCUCUGAGUAAAGGAAAUACAAAAGAGCAAGAUAACCAAGAAUGGAAAUUUUCAACUGCUACACCUGCAUCUCAACAAAAGCUACCAACCAGAAAGAAUAUAUUUUCUUUCUUAACUGCAUCUGAAAAAUUGAAUAAAACCUCUGCAGCUCCCCCAAACACCAAAUCUCAAGCAGAAGGGCUGUUCACGCUUCCUUCCUUUUUCUCCACGGCUAGCUUGAGCAUCAAGAAGGAUGCCUCUCGCAACAGCUCUGCUUUCAGUUUGUUUAACCUGUCUUUUCUGGAGGAGAAGCAGCAGACCUCUGAGGAGAAGCAAAGCCUUUCAAGUGUUGCCCCAGUGACUGCCCAGCCCUGUAGAAAGCCAGUUGUUUCUGUAGACUCUAGAGACACGAUGACAAAGGAAGGUUCUAAGGGUCAUAAAGAAAGCAUGGUCCAAGAAGUAGUUGAUGAAGAACAAAUGGCUCCUUGUUUAUUUACUAGUAGCACCACUAAACUUACUGCGUCCCUUUCAGAGGAGUUCCACAUAGAGAAAACCCAAGGAAACGUGAGUUCCAGUAAGGAAGGAGCAAAAAGAGCAACUGCUUCUAACUUUCAUGUGAAUCAGUUGCCAGACAAUGAGGUUGCUUUUUUAUCAGAAUUUCAGGAGCAAGCCCUAGGGGUGGCUCCUCAGGAAGAGGAUGCUUCCCACCAAGAAACCUCCCCUAGGGACCCAGCACCUAAGCCUUUUCCUCAUGAGAAUGAUUUGAAUGAGAAGCUCAAUGAUUUAGAUAUUUGUAUUGAACAUCAAAAUGAAAGAUUGAUCACUGACCCAUUGAACUUACCCCUGGGAACUGCCUCUGACAGUCUCUUAGCACAGAUUGUGGAUUCCCCUUCUCCAGAGCCAGGGCAUACAGGGCUCCUUCAGAACAGUGAUGCAGAUAAAUUAGAAGACAAAUCAGGAUUAGGCUCCAAAGUAGAAAUACUUUCAGGGUUUAUGACCAAAGUAAAAUCAUUUUCUGGGUCCUUAAUUGAACAGCCUAAGACUUUUUCUGGACUUUUUUCUACUCCUAAAUCUCCAAAGAAAAAUUCGUUUUUUCCUUUUUCCCCUGAUGCAUCAGCCCAGCCCCUCAAAAGUGAGUUGUUUGGAUUUUUUAGAAGUCCCAAACCAGAGACACAUAAACAAGAACCAUCUGUAACUGCUUCAUGCCUUCAGAGUAGUUGUUCCAGAGAUCCUGGAGGAUCAAUACCUCCAAAAAGCUUGCCUGGAAAAGCUGCCUUUGCACCACUCGAUUCAGAAUCUUCUCUCAGUGCCUGGCACAUAACUAUGGUUGCAAAGUCAGAGUCAGAUCUCUUGACCAGUGACCAUAGACUAACACCUGAAGUGCAGAAAAGCAAUAUUCCUGAAACUGUUUCAGAACCCCCGUGUUUUGAAGGACUUGCCACAUCUUCUGUCUCAGAGGAUGGCAUGGCACAAGGAACGUCUUUGAGUGAUGAAGGAGACAUGGGGCUGUUGCAGGGAACAGACACAGAGACGUCAGUGGAAGCAGAACACAUUCUUGCUCCAGCACAGCCACAGCCAGAGUCUGCCUGGAUUGCGGAAGAGCUUCCCUCUUCAAGCCAACCACUGCCGGAGCCCGAGCCUGAGCCUGAGCCCGAGCCUGAGCCCGAGCCAGAGCCAAUGGCCAGCACAAACCAGGAUUUCCUGGGGCUUGCAACUACUUCUUUAGAAACUAGUACUUCACUGUUUGAUGAGGCAGGAGUCAGUGAGAAUAACACGCUAGAAACACCAGGGAAUCAUUCUUGUCCUUUGCAAGAGGAACCUGUGCUUUGUGACAGAGAAAGUUCUCGUAUACUUCAUACCCCAAAAGAUCUACCUGCAGCCCCCCAGGAAACAGAGCAGACAAGGCCUCAUUUUGAGAUCCCAAAUAUGUCCAGUUGGCCAAAGCUUCACUUUACAUCCUCUCCUUCUGACCAUAGGAAGACACUGAGUUCUCUCUUUAACUCUUCUUGCUCAUCUGGCAACAUAGCAGCAGAGACUGGCUUAAUGUCAGGUUUUAAGAAGUUAUCCACUCUGUUUGAAGGAGCUAGUGAGGGGAAAGGGGGUAUCCUUGGAAAUGAGCCAAAACUAGUAUUCGGAAAGAAACUGGAUCUUUCCUUUCCAUGGUCAAAAGAGAAUAAAGGAGACCCUGAGCAGAGGCCUGCAGAAUCUUCUCCUCUGGUUUUGGUUGUUAGUGAUCACGACCUUACCAUCAGCAAGGCUAACAAAGUUUUAGAAUCUUCUCAAAUACCUAGUGCUAGUCCUGAGGUAGCUGACAUCUGUAUUCAACCCUCUGGAACCACUCAACAGUUGGAGGCCAAACCAAGUGACUGUGCUCACGGGCUUCCAAGAUCUGGUGAAGUGGAAAGCCAGCUGGAAAUGUCAGCAUCUGGAGAACACCGGGGUGCAGACGGCGGCCUGUCUGGGUCUGCCUGUCCUUCCGAGAAACACAGGGAGGAGCACUGCACUAUCUCUGGGCCACCUCAGCCAGAAAAGCAAGAAGAGGCGUCUGCUAACACUGGCUCUGUUUUAAAUGUGCAGCAGCUAGUCAUUCUGGAGGAUGUCAAGGAACCAGUGACCACUAAAAGCCCUGCCAGCAGUAGUAGGUAUGGCUCCUCCUGUAACGUGAGUCAAGGAAGCUCUCUGCUGAGUGAGCUAGACCCGUAUCACGAGCAAGAUGAUGAGCAUCGGGAGAGGGACUCCACUCAUUCUAGCCAUAGCUAUGGCAGCCUCUCCAAAGAUGGCCAGGGCGGUUUGGGAGAACAAGAGAAAGCCUUGGAUGUCACAUGUGAAUCAGAGAAGGGGGAAACAGGUGAAUCCAAGGAGCUGAGGGGCAGUGCCAUAAUCCACCCUCCUCCAGAUCUGGUGCUACACAAGGAGCACAUCCUAGGACCUCAGGAGAGUCUUCCAGAGGAGAAUGCAUCUUCACCAUUUACCCAAGCCCGAGCACACUGGAUCCGAGCAGUUACCAAGGUCCGACUCCAGCUGCAGGAGAUCCCAGAUGAUGGUGACCCCUCUUUGCCUCAGUGGCUCCCAGAAGGGCCAGCUGGAGGGCUCUAUGGCAUUGACAGCAUGCCAGAUCUACGAAGAAAGAAGCCACUGCCACUUGUCAGUGAUCUGUCACUGGUCCAGUCUCGGAAAGCAGGGAUUACUUCUGCAAUGGCUACACGUACUUCUCUCAAGGAUGAAGAACUGAAAUCACAUGUGUAUAAGAAAACUCUUCAGGCCUUAAUCUACCCAAUCUCGUGUACCACACCACACAACUUUGAGGUCUGGUCCGCCACUACACCUACCUACUGCUAUGAAUGUGAAGGCUUGCUCUGGGGCCUUGCCCGGCAAGGCAUGCGCUGCAGCGAGUGUGGAGUCAAGUGCCAUGAGAAGUGCCAGGACCUGCUCAAUGCCGAUUGCCUGCAACGCAUGGUGAAGGGAAAAGGAAAGAAAGCUUUUCAAUGCUGUUAUGACUAUCUCCCUUUCUUCUCGUCUCCCUUGCCCACCCCUCCACCACCCAACAAGAAGCAGGAACAACCACUAGAGGAACCAGGGCCCAGCAUUCGGAACUUGGAUUUCUGGCCCAAACUUAUUACACUCAUUGUGUCAAUCAUAGAAGAGGAUAAGAAUUCCUACACACCUGUUCUGAACCAGUUUCCUCAGGAGUUGAAUGUAGGGAAAGUCAGUGCAGAAGUGAUGUGGAAUCUGUUUGCACAAGACAUGAAGUAUGCAUUGGAGGAACAUGAGAAAGACCGGCUGUGCCAGAGCGCCGACUACAUGAACCUGCACUUCAAGGUGAAGUGGCUGUACAAUGAGUAUGUGCGGGACCUGCCUGCGCUCCAGGGGCAGGCGCCUGAGUACCCCACGUGGUUUGAGCAGUUUGUGCUGCAGUGGCUACAUGAGAAUGAAGAUGUGUCCUUGGAGUUCCUGCAUGGGGCCCUGGAACGAGAUAAGAAGGAUGGGUUCCAGCAGACAUCUGAGCAUGCACUCUUUUCCUGUUCUGUGGUGGACGUCUUUACACAACUCAACCAGAGCUUUGAGAUCAUCCGGAAGUUGGAAUGCCCGGACCCCACCAUCCUUGCCCACUAUAUGAGAAGGUUUGCGAAGACCAUCGGGAAAGUGCUGAUGCAGUAUGCAGACAUCUUAUCAAAGAACUUCCCAGCUUACUGCUCAAAGGAGAAACUGCCCUGCAUCUUGAUGAACAACAUGCAGCAACUGAGGGUCCAGCUGGAGAAGAUGUUUGAGGCCAUGGGAGGCCAAGAGCUGGACUCUGAAGCUGCAGACAGUCUGAAGGAGCUGCAGGUGAAACUGAAUACAGUUCUGGAUGAGCUCAGCAUGGUGUUUGGAAACAGCUUCCAGGUGCGGAUUGAUGAAUGCGUUCGACAAAUGGCUGACAUCCUGGGCCAAGUUCGGGGCACAGGGAAUGCAUCCCCCAAUGCCAGGACCUCGGUGGCUCAGGAUGCAGACAGUGUGCUGCGACCUCUCAUGGAUUUCCUGGAUGGCAACCUCACGCUUUUUGCUGCUGUGUGUGAGAAGACUGUUCUGAAGCGAGUCCUGAAGGAGCUCUGGAGGGUGGUGAUGAAUACCAUGGAACGGGUGAUCGUCCUGCCCCCACUCACUGACCACACAGGCACCCAGCUGAUCUUAACUGCUGCCAAGGAGCUGAGCCAGCUUUCCAAACUCAAGGACCACAUGGUACGAGAGGAAACAAGGAAUCUCACUCCAAAGCAGUGUGCCGUCCUCGACCUGGCCUUGGACACCAUCAAGCAAUACUUCCAUGCAGGAGGCAAUGGUUUGAAGAAAACCUUUCUGGAAAAGAGCCCAGACCUGCAGUCUCUGCGUUAUGCCCUGUCUCUUUAUACACAGACAACAGACACGCUCAUCAAGACAUUUGUGCGUUCACAAACUGCCCAGGGGGCCGGUGUGGAUGAUCCUGUGGGAGAAGUGUCUAUUCAGGUGGACUUGUUUACACAUCCUGGCACUGGGGAGCAUAAGGUCACAGUGAAAGUGGUAGCAGCCAAUGACCUCAAGUGGCAGACAGCAGGUAUGUUCCGGCCUUUUGUGGAAGUGACCAUGGUUGGCCCACACCAAGGUGAUAAGAAGAGGAAAUUCACAACCAAGUCUAAAAGCAACAACUGGACUCCCAAGUACAAUGAGACAUUUCACUUCCUCCUGGGAAAUGAAGAAGGUCCAGAGGCCUAUGAGCUGCAGAUCUGUGUGAAGGAUUACUGCUUUGCCCGGGAGGAUCAUGUGAUAGGACUGGCAGUGAUGCCUCUGAGGGAUGUGGCAGCCAAGGGCAGCUGUGCCUGCUGGUGCCCGCUGGGCCGGAAGAUCCACAUGGAUGAGACAGGCAUGACCAUUCUCCGGAUUCUGUCUCAGAGGAGCAAUGAUGAGGUAGCCCGGGAGUUCGUGAAGCUCAAAUCAGAGUCUCGUUCCACAGAGGAAGGGAGUUGAAAAUCUCUGGCUUGUGUGCCAACCAGACAGCAUCCAACUGCACAGACCUUCAGCAUAGAGUCCUCGUAGUCUGAAGGUGGGCUCUCCCAGUUAAGGAUAUCUAAGGAGAAUCUUGGGGUAGUAAGACUAUGGCUUUUCAGAGAAAAGUCCUGAAUCCCUAACCGGUAGGUCUGUGGUGCUAGGAGUUGGGCUGUGGGAUCUCCUUCAUAGGUAGGUCUUCCCAUAAAUAGAGAGGGACAGGCAUUUCCAAGAGUGUCAGCUAUUCUUGGUAGACAACGGUCCACUCCACUUGCCACUUGUACCUUUCUCUAAACCACACUUUGUCCAGUUUGACACUUAGAUGCUCAUCAUUAGAACUUGUUUAGAAGGACUGGAGCUUGUACCUGGCUGACUCCAUGGAGAUUGGCCAGAGCAAGAAGACACAGAAUGGAAUUCAUUGUCACUUGAGCAGCAAGACUGGUUUGUGUGGCGCCAAUCAGAAUGGGACUUGGAAACUGAACAAGAUGCCUCCUGCAAAGGAGCUGAGAUACUUCCUUUGCUCAGAAUAUCUGUCAUGUGUCAAAGCAGGUUCACAUGGUGCUUUGGAACCCUGAGAGCAGAGAGCAUUUCUUUGGAAUCCAGGCACCAGGGGUCUCACCAGCCCAGAGUACUCCCAAAUUCUCUCUUCCUGUGAGCAAGGAGGGAUGCUUAGGACACACACAGAGUUUUCUUGAAUAGUCUUUGAACAAAGCCAAAAAUUGUGGAAAACGGUCUAAAAAGAGUUGUCACCUGUGACUACAACCUUCUGGCUGUCCUCCUUACAGAAAACAUCUAGUCUUUGGCCUUCCUCUUUGGGGUCAGCUGCUAUUCCCCCAGGUUGGUCAGUCCUCUGGAUGGAGGGGACGUCAAAUGCUGUCCAGAAGGUCAGAGACAGACCCUGUCGGUGGGCCAGAUGAUAUUCCCGGACCCUUGCUCGGAAAUGUGACUUGGUCCUUGGAUUUCCUGACAGUAGCCUCCUGAAAUUGCUGAGCACUCAACAUUUGCACAGUGCACCAGUCAAUGCACGAAGACACCAAGCAUCAUCACUGUUUUUAGUUGCUAUAUGUGCCAUUGUUACAAUAAAUUUUAGGCUAGACUGUAAUAAAUUAUCUCAUAGCACCUUUA
Molecule: messenger RNA, 13014 nt
Organism: Psammomys obesus (fat sand rat)
Lineage: Eukaryota; Metazoa; Chordata; Mammalia; Rodentia; Muridae
Gene: Unc13b
Product: unc-13 homolog B
Exons: 31
Coding region: 271-11871 (3866 amino acids)
Biological process (GO): synaptic transmission, glutamatergic; presynaptic dense core vesicle exocytosis; neuromuscular junction development
Cellular component (GO): presynaptic active zone cytoplasmic component; terminal bouton; synaptic vesicle membrane
Molecular function (GO): calmodulin binding; diacylglycerol binding; syntaxin-1 binding
Source: RefSeq, a predicted model, not a curated record